Messenger RNA from Zychaea mexicana, 3779 nucleotides. Its product is annotated as cysteine proteinase. Gene Ontology annotation, cellular component: cytosol; nucleus. Gene Ontology annotation, molecular function: cysteine-type endopeptidase activity; cysteine-type deubiquitinase activity; protein binding. Lineage: Eukaryota; Fungi; Mucoromycota; Mucoromycetes; Mucorales; Lichtheimiaceae. The transcript is spliced from 17 exons. The coding region runs from base 226 to 3612 and encodes 1128 amino acids. The record is from RefSeq and is a predicted model, not a curated record. Gene Ontology annotation, biological process: protein deubiquitination; regulation of protein stability.
CACUGACAAUCAUGGUGAGUUGAUCUAUUUUCUUCAUGUUACUGUUGUUAGUGUGCGGUUUUUUUCAAUAGUUUUGUAGCUGCUACUACUUUAUAUGCUUUCUUUUUCGCGCAAAAUCACUUUGAUAAUAAGGAAAAGAAACACGUCAUUCCAUAGUACACACAUGUAUACGAGCGUGUUUCUCAACUUAAUGUUCCUUUGUUUUGGCUAUUUUAGGACGACAACAUGUCUGACGCUGGCCCUACCAAUGAGGCCCAAUACGACUUUGAUAGGCAAAUGACAGAGGCAGAACCGAUCCCUACGUUGUCCGUUGUCGACGAUUAUGAAGAGAUUGCAAACAAAGAAAUGCCGCAAAUGGAAGAAGAUAUUGUCGAAACUAAAGUUUAUCACUGGGACGUUACGAACUGGCGAAACCUCUCUGACCGAGAGCAGUCGCCUGUUUUCGAAGCAGGUGGUCACAAGUGGAACGUACUUCUUUUUCCAAGAGGCAACAAUCAGCAUGAGCAAUUAUCAGUGUAUCUAGAGUUUGCGGACUUGAGGGACGAAGGCCAUGAUCCCGAAGUGUACUCGUGUGCUCAAUUCCUCAUCUGUUUGUCUCCUCCAUCUGAUCCUACACAUUAUGUUUGCCAAGCAUCACAUCGACGUUUUCAUCGAGACGAGUCAGAUUGGGGCUUUACGCGGUUUGUGGAUUUAAGACGACUUUAUCAGGCAGAUGCAAAUACCGGCACUGGUCCGUUUGUAGAGGAUGACCAACUUCGGAUCAGUGUGAUUGUGCGCGGGAUUCAGGAUCCUACUGGCGUUUUAUGGCAUAACUUUGUCAAUUAUGAUUCCAAAAAAAUGACGGGUUAUGUGGGUCUUAAGAACCAGGGUGCAACGUGUUACAUGAACUCGUUGUUCCAAUCGCUGUAUUGUACCAACUUUUUCCGAAAAGCAGUAUAUCAAAUUCCUACCGAAAACGACGAUCCAAACGGAAGCAUCGCUCUUUCCCUCCAACGACUAUUUUACAAUUUGCAGUUCGAUUCAGAUUCUGUUGGCACCCUUGAAGUUACUAGAUCGUUUGGUUGGAAUUCAGCAGACGCAUUUAUGCAGCAUGAUGUUCAGGAAUUCAACAGAGUCCUACAAGAUGCAUUAGAAGUCAAAAUGAAGAAUACACCUGCGGAUGGUGCUAUCAAGAAGCUGUUUGAAGGCAAGAUGAAGAGUUUUAUAAAGUGUAUCAAUGUCAAUUAUGAAUCAAGUCGAUCAGAGGAUUAUUAUGACAUCCAACUGAACGUCAAAGGUUGCAAAAAUCUUGAAGAGUCGUUUAAGGACUAUGUUGCUGAAGAAACGCUCGAGGGCGACAACAAAUAUAUGGCCGAAGGACAUGGCUUGCAGGAUGCCAAGAAAGGUGUCAUUUUCGAGAGCUUCCCUCCUGUAUUGCACCUUCAAUUGAAGCGAUUUGAAUAUGAUAUCCAAAAAGAUGCAAUGGUCAAGAUCAAUGAUCGCCAUGAGUUUCCACUUGAAAUUGACCUAGAACCAUAUCUUUCGGAUGAUGCCGAUCGAUCUCAAUCUCAUAAAUAUGCUUUGCACGGUGUGUUGGUUCACAGUGGUGAUUUGACAGGUGGCCAUUAUUUCGCCUUUGUAAAGCCAACCAAAGAUGGAAAAUGGCUCAAAUUCGAUGACGAUCGUGUGGUUCCUGCGACUUCAAAAGAAGUAUUGGAAGAGAAUUUCGGUGGGGAACUCCUUGGUGGUGCUGGCAUGAACGGUCGACCGAACAUGCGAGGCUUGAAACGAUUCACCAAUGCAUAUAUGCUUGUGUAUGUCCGCGAGUCCAUGCGGGAUGAAAUACUGAGCCCAGUAAGCAAGGAUGACAUACCCGAACAUCUUGUAAAGAAGCUGGAAGUGGAGCGCGAGGAGCGUAUAAAGGAAGAAAAGGAUCGUGCGGAGCAGCAUCUGUAUAUGCGAAUGUACUUGGUUACGGAUGAACAUUUCCAAUCCAAUACUGGCUUUGAUUUUGUCGAGUUGUACGAUCGGCAGUCCUCAGAUAAGACUCUGGUGCAAUCGCAGCCGAUUCUUAAGAAACAGAAAUACGGCGCAUUCAUGCAAGAGCUGGCCGAAAAAAUGGGUAAAAACGUCAACGAAUUUAGACUGUGGCUCCUCAUGAACCGACAGAAUCGAACAGUUCGCCCUGAAACACCCAUAACGAACAAUGAAAAGGAAAUGGAACUCACGAUGGAACAAAUCAAGCAAAAGUACCUCAAUGAAAACCAGCCCUUGAAACUGUACGUCGAAACGGCAACAGUGUAUCAGAACGGACAGCCCUACUUCCCUCCUCCGCCAUCAAACACAGCACAGCAAGUCCUGGUGUUCAUUAAAUUAUUCGAUCCUGAGCUCCAACGGGUUCGCGGUAUUGGGAGACUCUAUGUCCCACUUAUGGGCAAGGUGGGCUCCAUCAUGGAUCAGCUGAAUGAUAUGGCAGGAUUUGAGCCAGGCACACUGUUAUCGCUGUAUGAGGAGAUUAAACCUUCCAUGAUUGACGCAAUGAACACCGGUCUAACGUUCAGCGAAGCAGAAAUCCAAGAUGGCGACAUUAUAUGUAUUCAGAAGGAGCUGCGUGAUGACGACAUUGCACAAUACCAUGCACAAGGACUCUAUCCUAACGUCCCAGAGUUCAUGGACUACCAGCUCAACAAGGUACAAGUGGUGUUUACGCCAAAGGACAAGAAUCCUGAGCAUGUGGUUACAUUAGCGCUGCACAAGCAAACAAAGUACAACGACGUGGCAAUUAAGCUUGCCGAGCAGCUGGAUGCAGACCCUGAGAAAAUCCAAUUUUUCAACAUUGGGGUACAAGACGAGCCAAAAGCAGCCAUUCGCCGAUCCUUGACCUCAAGCUUGGAAGACAUGUUGCACACACCAUAUCCAACGCGCAACCAUCAUCUCAAACAAAAAGUCUUUUACGAAGUUCUGGACAUUAAGCUGUCCGAGCUCGAAUCAAAACGACAGGUGAAAAUCACGCUGUGCACACCCACAUUGAAAGACUGCGAAACGACGAUAAUAUGGGUGUCCAAGCAGGCUCGCAUUGCCGAUCUGUUGAGAGAGCUGGGCGUUGUCAAGGACCAGCAAGAGAACAAAAGCAACAAGUUCUUGUCGGCGAAUGGCACGCGACGCGUGCGAGUAUUCGAAGCGAUUAGCAACCGUUUCCAUCGCGAGUUCCUAGGCACGGAUGCAUUGGCAUUGCUGUCGGAGAGCCCGACUGCCCAACUCUAUGUGGAGGAAAUACCACAAGAAGAACUUGAGAUGCGGGAUGACGACAUAUUCAUCCGCGUGUUCCACUACCAACGUGAUACUUCUCGAACACACUCAGUACCAUUUAAGUUCCUCGUCAGAAAGGACGAACCUCUCAGUGAAACCAAGCAACGUUUGCAGGCUCGAACAGGACUCGGCGAUAAAGAAUGGAGCAAAGUAAAGUUUAACAUUGUGACGACAUACUCUGCUGCGCCCAUUGAUGAAGCAGUCGACUUUAAACUGAGUGACCACCAGUUCAAUCGGGAUGAUUCAUUAGGGCUGGACCAUAUUGAUCGCACAGGCCGGGCUAAUAGGAUAGGGUUAGAGAAGCCGCUCUCUAUCCGAGGUUAGAGGAAAAGCAAAGGAAAAAGAAACACCAAAAAAAAAAGUUAUGAAAGUAUUUAUAAAUAUACUACACACUACACACACACACACACACAUUCAACAUUUACAACUCACAGCCAAGCUACUAUUUAAUCAUCAUCAUCACCACCACCACCACCACCACCACCACCACC